AUGGCAUCAGACUUGGACCAGCUGAUUGAGAUGGGCUUUGACCCAGAGCGUUCUCAGAUCGCAAUCACGAAACCCGGCGGCUUGCAAGGUGCACUGCAGUGGUUAGAAGAUAACCAAGACAAGUCGCUAGAAGAGAUUCAGGCUCAGGCUCAAGACGACGGCCCCGCACUUCAGCCGGGCGAGGCACCACGAAGCUUGGUUUGCAAUGAUUGUGGCAAGAAAUUCCGAGGCCAGUCACAGGCUGAAUUCCACGCAUCGAAGACGGAACACGUCGAUUUCUCCGAGUCUACGGAGGAGAUUGCCCCCUUGACCGAGGAAGAGAAGAAGGACAAGCUGGCAGAACUGCGGGAGAAGCUCGCGGCGAAACGCGCUGGGCAGUCUGAACAGGAUAAGGUUGACAAGAAGAGAAACGAGGUACAUACCUUGAUACUGGGCCCAGCUGUCAGUGGUAAAAGUCAUGCUAAACAUUUCACCCAGGAAAUCCGACGGAAGAGCACCAAAGAAACCCAGGAUGCCAAGGAAGAACUCCGGCGGAAGGAGCAGUUGAAGGAGGCCGCGAAGAAGAAGCAAGAAAAGCAGGACGAGAUCGAAGCGAAGAAGCGCAUCAAGGCGAAGAUUGAGGCGGAUAAGGAAGAGCGGCGCCUCAAGGCCGAGCAGCAGCGAGCCGAGCGUGCUGGUGUAGCGCCCCCUCAACCUGCCGCCGCCCAAGCACCCGCUCCAUCCAAGCCUGCUUCUGCAUACACUGAAACUCGUCUCCGUUUCCAUUCCCCCCAGGGUAACAUCAUGAAGACCCUUCCCGUUGAUACCACAUUGUUCGAAGUUGCAGCCGCCCUGAAGGAGCAAGAUGGAAUUGAGGUUCAAAGCUUCACCCAGAACUUCCCCAAGAAGGUCUUCAAUGCUGAGUUCUUUGGCGAGACCUUGAAGGAAUUGGGACUUGUGCCUAGUGCCAGUCUUAUUGUCCAAUGA
Penicillium salamii is the source of this 966-nucleotide messenger RNA. Lineage: Eukaryota; Fungi; Ascomycota; Eurotiomycetes; Eurotiales; Aspergillaceae. The record is from the annotation of a GenBank genome assembly.